GUAAUCCAAUCACUGGUAACCUUCCAGCACGGCUCUGACCACUCAUUUCCUCUGGGGUAGCUGGAGAGUGAAGAAGGCAGAGCGACGGCACUAUGAGGCCUCAGGGGAAAGCCAGGUGACAGAAUGCCAUUCAUUAUAAGAGGAAGACCCCUGAGGGGGGCCCAGUAUGCCAGCAACAAAAGGACCACUUCCUGUGCUGAUGCCUCGGCCCUCUGGUCAGAAAGCCAAACUCAUCUGCACCAGGUCAGCCCAACCGAGCCCUCGCACGCCCCUGCCAGCACCGGUAAGCCCGUGGGCUCGUCCCAUGGACUCCUGGGAACAAACAGCGGCAUCCAGGGUCCCGGCUCCGGCUCUGGUAUCAGCACAGGCACCAGCACUGCCACUGGCAUCAGCCCUGUCCUGGCCUGGCACGCCGCUAUCAACGCCGCUCGUCAGGCACAGGGCGAUGUCGACAAGCCCGACAUGAGACCGCAGCCCGCUGUGUGCACCACAGGAGCGGCACCCGUGGGUUCGUUGGCGCAAAGGAAGAGGCAGCAAUACGCCAAGAGCAAAAAACAGGGAGGGUCCACCAACAGCCGGCCACCCAGAGCGCUGUUUUGUCUCACCCUCAACAACCCCAUACGCAGGGCUUGCAUCAACCUGGUGGAGUGGAAACCCUUUGAUAUAUUUAUACUACUCUCAAUCUUUGCCAACUGUGUGGCCUUAGCCAUCUACAUCCCCUUCCCUGGAGACGACUCCAAUUCUACCAACCAAGAGCUGGAAACUGUGGAAUAUGCCUUCCUGAUCAUUUUCACUAUUGAGACAUUUAUGAAGAUUAUUGCCUACGGCUUGGUCAUGCACCAGAACUCCUAUGUCAGAAAUGGCUGGAACAUGCUGGACUUUGUUAUCGUCAUCGUGGGCUUGUUCAGCGUGAUCCUGGAGAUGAUAACCAAAGACGCAGACUCCAGUGGCCAGUCAGGAGGCAAACCAGGGGGGUUUGAUGUCAAGGCCCUCCGAGCCUUUCGUGUGCUUCGCCCCCUUCGCCUUGUCUCCGGAGUUCCCAGUCUCCAAGUGGUCUUGAACUCCAUCAUCAAAGCCAUGGUCCCCCUGCUUCACAUUGCCCUGCUGGUCCUCUUUGUCAUCAUCAUCUACGCCAUCAUCGGUCUGGAGCUCUUCAUUGGAAAAAUGCAUGCUACCUGCUACAUGAUAAAAACGGGUGCGCUGGCAGAAGAAGAGCCAAGGCCGUGCGCCAUGUCAGGAAACGGCCGUCACUGCACGCUGAACACAAGCGUAUGCAGGGAAGGCUGGCAGGGUCCCAACAACGGCAUCACCAACUUUGACAACUUCCUGUUUGCCAUGCUGACGGUGUUCCAGUGCAUCACCAUGGAGGGAUGGACUGACGUGCUCUAUUGGAUGAACGAUGCAAUGGGGUUUGAGCUGCCGUGGGUCUACUUUGUCAGUCUGGUCAUCUUUGGAUCCUUCUUUGUUCUUAACCUGGUUUUGGGUGUCCUCAGUGGAGAGUUUUCCAAAGAACGAGAGAAAGCCAAAGCACGAGGCGACUUCCAGAAGCUACGUGAGAAGCAGCAGCUGGAGGAGGACCUGAAGGGCUAUCUGGACUGGAUCACGCAGGCCGAGGACAUUGACCCUGAGAACGAGGAAGAGGGAGAUGAAGAGGGCAAGUGCAACAGGGUCACGCUAGCCGACCUCACAGAGAAGAAGAAGGGAAAGUUUGGCUGGUUCACUCAGUCCACAGAGACGCAGGGUAAACCAAGCGUCCCCACCAGCGAGACGGAGUCUGUUAACACCGACAAUCACAGCAGCGACGAUGACAAAUGGUUCUGCUGUGCUCCUUUGUGUAAAAAAAUAACUAAGUCAAAGUGCAGUCGACAGGGUCGACGGUGGAAUCGCUUCUGGCGCAGGAAGUGUCGAGCGGCGGUGAAAUCUGUGACUUUUUACUGGCUGGUCAUCAUCUUGGUUUUCCUCAAUACGCUCACCAUCGCCUCGGAACACUACAACCAACCCAACUGGCUCACCGAAGUUCAAGAUGCAGCCAACAAAGUCCUCCUGGCCAUGUUCACCUUGGAGAUGCUAGUGAAGAUGUACAGUUUGGGGCUGCAGGCCUACUUUGUCUCCCUGUUCAAUCGCUUUGAUUGCUUUGUGGUGUGCGGCGGCAUCGUCGAGACGAUCCUUGUGGAGCUGGCCAUCAUGUCUCCGCUCGGCAUCUCCGUCUUCCGCUGUGUCCGCCUACUGAGGAUCUUUAAGGUCACGCGCCAUUGGGCAUCACUGAGUAACCUGGUGGCCUCCUUGCUCAACUCAAUGAAGUCCAUCGCCUCGCUGUUGCUGCUCCUUUUCCUCUUCAUCAUCAUCUUCUCCUUGCUGGGAAUGCAGCUGUUUGGGGGCAAGUUCAACUUUGACGAGACCGUUACCAAACGCAGCACCUUUGACAACUUCCCCCAAGCCCUCCUAACCGUGUUCCAGAUCUUAACGGGAGAAGACUGGAACACGGUGAUGUACGACGGCAUCAUGGCAUACGGCGGUCCCGCUUCCUCCGGAAUGGUGGUGUGCAUUUACUUCAUCAUCCUCUUCAUCUGCGGGAAUUAUAUCCUGCUCAACGUGUUCUUGGCCAUUGCUGUGGACAACCUGGCUGACGCUGAGAGCCUCAACACCGCGCAGAAGGAGGAGGAGGAGGCCAAGAAGAGGAGGAACAGUGCUAACAGGGAGGUGGGCAUCGACCAGAGAGUAGAAAUCAUACAAAACACAGAUGGAGAAACAAAGGUGCCAGUGGAGCUUUUACUGGAAGAGGACAAAGAACUUUAUUCCAUUAACUCACCAGUAUGUUGCGCCAAUGAUGACCUUCCAGAGGUCCCUUCUGGGCCCCGCCCUCAGAGGCUGUCCGAGCUGACCCUCAAGGAAAAAACUCCCCCCAUCCCAGACGGAAGCGCCUUUUUCAUCUUCAGCAACACCAACCCGGUUCGAGUUUUCUGCCAUAAGCUGAUCAACCAUCAGAUCUUCACCAACCUCAUCCUGGUCUUCAUCAUGCUCAGCUCCGUGUCUUUGGCCGCUGAGGAUCCCAUACGCAGCUUCUCUGCACGCAAUAUUAUACUCGGUUAUUUUGACUAUGCUUUCACGGCAAUCUUUACUGUUGAGAUCCUGUUGAAGAUGACGGCGUUUGGAGCGUUCCUUCAUAAAGGAGCUUUCUGUCGGAACUACUUCAACCUCCUGGAUCUGCUGGUUGUCGGAGUGUCUCUGGUCUCCUUCGGUAUUCAAUCUUCUGCUAUCUCCGUGGUGAAGAUUCUCCGUAUUUUGAGAGUCCUCCGACCGCUCAGGGCCAUCAACAGAGCCAAAGGACUGAAGCAUGUGGUCCAGUGCGUGUUUGUCGCCAUCAGGACUAUCGGCAACAUCAUGAUCGUCACCACGCUGCUGCAGUUCAUGUUUGCUUGUAUUGGAGUGCAGCUCUUCAAGGGGAAGUUCUAUCGCUGCACAGAUGAUGCCAAGUCCAGUCCGGAGGAAUGCAAGGGCACCUACAUCCUCUACAACAACGGUGACACGGCCAUGCCGAUGGUCAAGGAGAGGAUCUGGCACAACAGCGACUUCAACUUUGAUAAUGUCCUCGUGGCCAUGAUGGCUCUCUUCACCGUGUCCACCUUUGAAGGAUGGCCCACUCUCUUGUACAAGGCCAUCGACUCCAACCGAGAAAACAUGGGCCCAAUCUACAACUACCGCAUUGAGAUCUCCAUCUUUUUCAUCAUCUACAUCAUCAUCAUCGCUUUCUUCAUGAUGAACAUCUUUGUGGGCUUCGUCAUUGUCACCUUCCAGGAACAAGGGGAGAAGGAGUACAAGAACUGUGAGCUGGAUAAGAACCAGCGCCAGUGUGUGGAGUAUGCUCUCAAAGCCCGUCCCCUGCGUCGCUACAUCCCCAAAAACCCUUACCAGUACAAGUUCUGGUAUGUGGUCAACUCCACCGGCUUUGAGUAUGUCAUGUUUGUCCUCAUCAUCCUCAACACGCUGUGUCUGUCCAUACAGCACCACGGACAGUCCCACUUGUUCUACUACACCAUGGAUAUUCUGAACAUGGUCUUCACUGGGGUUUUCACCGUGGAGAUGAUCCUCAAGCUUAUCGCCUUCAAGCCCAGGGGUUACGUCGGGGACGCUUGGAACGUCUUCGACGCCCUGGUGGUGAUCGGCAGUGUAGUGGACAUCAUACUCAGUCAGAACUAUUUUGCUGAUGCAUGGAACACGUUUGAUGCCUUAAUUGUUGUGGGUAGCGUGGUUGACAUUGCCAUCACUGAGGUCAAUUCGACAGCCCUUCCUGUCGUCAAGGUGAUAGUGGAACCUGGGAACACAGAAGACAGCGCUCGCAUCUCCAUCACAUUCUUCCGCCUGUUUCGAGUGAUGCGAUUGGUGAAGUUGCUGAGCAGGGGUGAGGGCAUCAGGACCCUACUGUGGACCUUUAUCAAAUCCUUUCAGGCGCUCCCUUAUGUUGCGCUUCUGAUAGCCAUGCUAUUCUUCAUCUAUGCAGUCAUUGGGAUGCAGGUUUUUGGGAAAAUAGCCAUGGUUGAUGGAACGCAGAUCAACCGCAACAACAACUUUCAAACGUUCCCUCAAUCCGUCCUCAUGCUCUUCAGAUGUGCCACGGGGGAGGCCUGGCAGGAGAUCAUGCUGGCCUGUCUGCCGGGGAAGCUAUGCGACUCCGAGUCGGACUACAACCCCGGCGAGGAAAGAACGUGUGGCAGCAGCUUUGCCAUCAUAUACUUCAUCACUUUCUACAUGCUCUGCGCCUUCCUGAUCAUUAACCUAUUUGUCGCCGUCAUCAUGGAUAACUUUGACUAUCUCACACGUGAUUGGUCCAUUCUUGGACCGCAUCAUCUUGAUGAAUUUAAAAGAAUCUGGUCUGAAUAUGAUCCAGAAGCAAAGGGCAGGAUAAAACAUCUGGAUGUGGUGACCCUACUGAGGAGGAUCCAACCCCCCCUUGGCUUUGGCAAACUCUGUCCUCACAGAGUGGCCUGUAAGCGUCUGGUGGCCAUGAACAUGCCUCUGAAUAGCGACGGCACGGUCAUGUUUAACGCCACUUUGUUCGCACUUGUUCGCACUGCACUAAAGAUCAAGACGGAAGGCAACCUGGAACAAGCCAAUGAGGAGCUGAGAGCUGUGAUCAAGAAGAUCUGGAAGAGGACCAGCAUGAAGCUACUGGAUCAAGUAGUGCCCCCCGCGGGUGAUGACGAGGUAACAGUGGGGAAGUUCUAUGCCACCUUCCUGAUACAGGACUACUUCAGGAAGUUCAAGAGGCGCAAAGAGAAAGGCCUCGUGGGCAGGCGCUCCUUCGACAGGAUCAACACCACCAUGGCUUUGCAGGCUGGCCUGCGUACGCUGCAUGACAUUGGACCCGAGAUCCGUCGAGCCAUAUCAUGUGACCUGCAGGAGGAGGGGCUUGUAGAUUUAACAGAGGAGGAAGAUGAAGGAAUUUUUAGGCGUAAUGGCGGCCUUUUCGGUAACCACGCCAACCACAUCAACGCCACCCCGCAAGGCUUAACCCAGCCGACCACCGUCACUCAACGUCCUCUUCAGAUCCUCCCAUUUUCCUCCAGUGCCUCAACAACCGAACCCGCACACACGGACCAGAUAGACAACAACAGAAUGGAGGAGAUGGAUCAUCAUCACCAUCAUCAUCAUCAUCAUCCGUCAGACUACUCCUGCUUUAAUUCCAAUAGCCAACAGUCGCCCAUUCCCUCCAACUCCAACCUGAACAACGCCAACGUGCCGCCGCUUCUCUCCAUCACCAACGAGAGGCAGCAGAAGUGUUUCCUAUCGCCCAACCGCCCGACCUCGGCAGGCAGGACGAGGUCACCGUUGUCCACCGGCAAGCCUUGGAAGUCCCUCUCCAUGAGGAGGCGCUGCUAUGAGGCCUACAUUAGGUCAGAGAAUGUUAGGGGGAACUACACCAACAUCGGGCGGUUAGACGUAGGGGGAGGAGACAGCGAUGAAGAUCAAGGCUCAGCAGAGUACUACUAUAGCGGGGACGAGUCCCAUGAGGACAUCAUACUCACAAACGACAGGCUGUCAAAUAAAGACAACGUGGAUUUGGAAGGCGGGGUCUCCAGCUUGGAACAUCAGUCUGAUUGUUUCUAUGACGAUGACCAGCAACCGAUAUGCCAAGAGGACAGGCAGUCGCCCAGGAGAUGGUUUCUAUCUUCGCCUCAAGGUGACGCAUCUCUCAACAGAUCAGCGUUCAGUUUCGAGUGUCUUCGUAAAAGAAGUGGUCAGGAGGAAGCUCCUCCUUCUCCUUCCUGCACAGCACUUCCUCUACAUUUGCUUCAACAACAGGUCAUGGCGGUGGCCGGUCUUGACGCCAGUAGACUUCAACGCCUCUCCCCCACACGGUCCGUCUACUCCUGGGCCACGCCCCCUGCUUCGCCCCUGGCCAGCGACUGCUCACCUUGCUACACGCCACUCAUACAGGUGGACUGGAGGAGCUCAGGAAGCGUUGGCAACAUCCCGACGUCAUUGAAGAGGAGCUCGUGGUACACGGAAGGACAGGACGGUGUGUCCGUCCGCGGGCGAUCAUCUUCCCGACUUCAACUUCCCGCAGAGAGCCGCUCGCAUUUCUUGCAGAAGAGAGGCAGCGCCAACAGUCUGGUGGAGGCGGCGUUGAUCUCCGAGGGUCUGGGAAAAUAUGCCAGGGAUCCCAAAUUUGUAUCGGCGACCAAACAGGAAAUCGCAGAUGCCUGCGAGUUGACCAUCGACGAAAUGGAGAGUGCCGCCAGCAACUUGUUGAACGGCAGCAUGGCCGACAUAGGUGGCGGCUCGGGGACCCCAGGUUCGGACCCCGCCGUGGCGAACAUGCGGGACUACAGCGAUGAGGAGACGUACUCCUCUUCCGCCGCCGCCAAGCAAGAGGAGGAGGACCUCACGGACGAGAUGAUAUGCAUCACAUCGCUAUAGCAACCAACACCAUGGAUUUUUUUUUCUAUUGAUUGAUUGAUUGAUUGAUUGAUUGUCCUCCUGCAAUAGACGACGUAAAAGAAUGAAGUGCCUUGUUUUGUCUUUCUACACGACAACAACUGAACAACACCUAUGAAAACAAGCACACUCAUGAGAUGUUGUUUUUUUUUUUUUUUAUAGCCCCUCCCUCCCCCCUCCGGGUGUGAACGCUUCAUUUCACGAGUGCUGAUCAAUGACGAGGCUUGCGAGUGUGUAAGCAUUUCAUUUAUUUACAUUCUUUAGCUUGCUUUGAACUUCUAAAUAAUACUCGAAAUACAGUGGAACCUCUUACGGGUCUAUUUUUAAUAGAAAUGAUCUGUUCCAAGGUCAAAAUAUGGCCAUUAUAACAUCUUUGUUUAUGGUACACAUAAACAGCCACAUUUAGUCACGGAUGCGUAUAAUAUAUAAAUGGUGAGAAAAAAAAAGGGCAGUUCAUGUGACGUAACAUGACUCCACGGUUCUAUGGUUAUCAUCAUACAUCUCUUCUACCCCAUUGAAGGUCAGAUCACAUCAAAUUAAAUUGAAUUUUACAGUUUUACACAUAAAUAAAAGAUGUAUGAUAUACAAUAUCAGGAUGUGAACCUCCUUUUUUACUUCUUAGACAGUGCAGUGGACCGGAUGUGGUUCCCGGGCCGUAGUUUAGCCACCCCUGCCUUAAAUAAUUAUAUAAAAAUAUAAAUAAAAUUGUAUUGAAUUAAUCAUUAAUACAUAAAAAUAGAUACAUUAAAGGGGAAGUACACAUAUUUCUUUCUCACGCCGAUCUCUUUGGGAUGGCUGUAUCUUCCAGCACGUGUGCUCUAGUCCUCAGCUAACAAAUUCUGACGGAAAUAUAUUUUGUUGUGCUAGCUGCUACAAUAACACUAUCGCUGUAACUUGAUUAAUAUACAAUUAAGUUAUGUAAAUGGAAUUUUUUUGAGUCUUUUUUGUGAGGUCUUUAGCGUCAAAAUAAGUAUUUCCGAUCAUGUCCAGUUUUAGCUAGCUCAUAGUUUUUUGCACUAUAAUGCACAAAGGAAAAUACAUGUUCAUAUUUCACUGACGGGCAAAAAUGCAUACAAAUAGAUACAUUUAAAGUGGAAGCACACUUGCUAACAUGAACGCAUAUUUCUUUCCAACUCCGAUCUCUUUGGGAUGGCUGUAUCUUCCAGCACGUGUGCUCCAGUCCUCAGCAAAAAAAUUCUGACGUAAAUAUAUUUUGUAGUGUUAGCUGCUACAAAUAACACUAACGCUGUAACUUGAUUAAUAUACAAUUCAGUUUUGUAAUUUUUAGUCUUUUUUGUAAGGUCGUUAGCGUCAAAAUAAGUAUUUCCCAUCAUGUCCAUUUUUAGCUAGCUCAUAUUAAUAUGUUUUUUUUGCACUAGCAUGCACAAAAGGGAAAUAAAUAUGUGUUUAUAUUUCACUGACGGGCAAAAUUAAAAAAAUAAUAAAAAGUGUGACUCCUAAUUCAUAAUGUAAUAAAUACAAUUUUAAAUCUGUAUUAUAUACAAAUAUAAAUAAAAUAUAUUUAAAUUAAUAAACUACAUUCAUUCAUCCGUUUUCUAUGUUGCUUGUCCUCAUUAGGUUUGUAUGCUGGAGCAUAUACAUGUAUAUUGUAUUCUAUGGCUAUCAUCACACUCCUCCUCCAUACCGUCUUUGGUUUAAAUUCUUACAAUGAAACAUUACCACAGCUCACUUUUUAUUGCACUUAUUAUCAUCUCCAUCGACCACAUUGGACUGAGCAACCAGGACAUGUCAGACAUGUCCACUUUCCAAUGUCACCAUUACCAGUUCUGACUAUCUUUGUGUCGCGGAAUCAAGCAAAAACACCAUUUUUUUGCACCAAAUAAAAAUCUUGAGUAUUGAAUACUUAAAAUACUAAAUGAGCUGAAGAGGUUCCACUGUAUUUUUUUUAUGUGUGCCGAAGUCAGACGGACCAAAGCCGUUCAUUUCGCAUUUUUAGAUGUGACUUCACGUUAUUGACUGGACUUGAAAAGAAAAAAUACAUAUCACUUCAGACAAAAACAAAUCUAUAAAUAUAGUCUUUAUCCUCAGGCAUAUCUUUCUGCUUCCCAAUGACAUAUUUCUAUUUCACCCAGGCAGACAUUACAUUAUAUACGUUGUUUUUCACACAAUAUGCAAUGAUUGACUUGAACGGAGGACAAAUUGUGGUCAUAAACUGCUGCAAAAUGUUUAGAUUAUUAUUAUUAUUAUUAUUAUUAUUACACCAUGUACUGGGACUAGUAACGUUAUUUAAUGUGUUUCAUGGGUUCGGGUCUCAGGGUAAAAAGAAAUGUCAAUUUAUCAUGCAAAAGUUGUAAUGACAUCACCAUAAUCUCAUUUUAUGCCCCUUUUAAAAUGGAUAGAUAUUUUCUUAUAGAUUAUCCUCUAUUUUAUAUUGACUGUCCCCAUCUAUAUAUUUUAAUUAUUACUUAAAAAAAAGAAAAUAUUGCACAAUUUUGUUGUAAUAAUAAUAAAACUACAAAUUUAUUUUUAUUGCUAUGACAAAACCUGACACACUAAAAUUACAAUAAAUAAAAAAUAAUGAAGAUAGUUACAUUUACACAAUGUUUGUAUUAAAAAUGAAAUGUAUUCUUGUUUUAACUUUUUAACACAAAAAGAUCAAUAUAUCUAAGUUACUAAUAGGUAAUUCAUAAUUAUUUAAUUACUAUUUGUAAUUUUAAUAUUACAAAAAAAAUCUCAUGUUCUUAUUAGCUAGACUGGGAUUCACUUGAGGCAAAAUAAUACAAAUAAAAUUAUAUUUAUAACAAUAUAAAAAUAUGUAACAAUACUUUUUAAUUUUAAUCUUUUACUGAAAAAAACAACCUACUUGUUGAAUAACAAAAACAAAAUGCACCCCAAAAAAAUCCCCACUGUGUAAAUUUUUAUAAUUUUGUGCUGAAAAGAUUCACGUCAUAAAAUGGGUUUCAACAGCAUCAGGAAACAAAAAUAUGAAUGAUUGCUGGGAGUUUUUUUUUUGCAGGUCAUUUAUCCAAAAUAUUUGAGUUUUGGUAAUUUUUGUUUUGUAAUGUUCCAUUGCUUUACUUUUAUUAUGAUGUACCGUUGUAAAAAAACAAACAAAAAAAACCUGUACAUUAUUUAUAUAUAAAAAAAACUA
Molecule: messenger RNA, 10048 nt
Organism: Doryrhamphus excisus (bluestripe pipefish)
Lineage: Eukaryota; Metazoa; Chordata; Actinopteri; Syngnathiformes; Syngnathidae
Product: voltage-dependent L-type calcium channel subunit alpha-1D
Biological process (GO): calcium ion import across plasma membrane
Cellular component (GO): membrane; voltage-gated calcium channel complex
Molecular function (GO): high voltage-gated calcium channel activity
Source: RefSeq, a predicted model, not a curated record